AUGCCGCUGGAUCCUGUGGAGGAGGACCUUCUUCGUUGGAUUGAUAGUCAAGUUCCAAGCAAGAUACCUCCGUACCGAAAGUGCCGCGGCUCAUGGAGACCGGAUUUCCUGGUUGAAGAAGACAGCGAAGGGGCACCUGGUUCUGUAGAAAACUUUCGAAUCAGUGAAAUUAAUGCUCGAUUUUCUUUCAAUGGAUUGAUGUAUGCAGCUUGCGGGCAACAGGCUUUGAAGGAGCAGGGUAUUGCUGAUGGAAGUAAUGGCUUGGUCAGUGCGACGGAGCCCGCAAAGAUGCUUGGCGGUAUUCUGAGUUUGUUCGAUCCCAACCUGCCAUUGCAUCUUCUCAAAGGUGAUGAACAUGGGAUUGACAUCCACAUGGUUGUGGAUUUGCUCAGGACACGCUUUGAAAUCAACCCUCGCUUCGUCCUGCCAACUGAUCUCAGGCUUGUGUCAGACCCAGAAGACAAGGAUAGUUACAGACUCUGCUGCGUGGUUAGGGAAUCCGAAUCUCAAGAAACUGAGCGCUUUUUGUCACUGAUCUAUCACAACGGAGAGGCCCUGGAAGAGAUCCAUCAAGUCGGUCUUGAGCUGCACCAGCGAGAACUGCGCGCUCUGAGUCCGGAGAUGCUCCGUCAAAUCAGCCUCAGAUGCUUCAAUGACAUGCGCACGAUUCUGCUGGUGCAUGACAAGCGGAUGCUGGGAAUCGUCAGGCAGGAACUCGACUCACUGGUAGAAAGAAACACCAUUACACCCGCACAGGCCAAGACUCUCAACAAAGGCAUUGCUGAUACGCUACUUCCUGGCUCAUUGGAGCUCGAACGCUUCAUUGAGUACUGCAAGAGGAAUCCGGGGCUGAAGAAUGGGUAUAUCCUGAAGCCAGUCCGAAGUGGAAAAGGAGAAGGGAUUGUAUUUGGCGAAGACCUUGACGCUGCGGAAUGGGCGUCAAGAUUAGAGGACUUGCGCUCCUCUAUGCUGGGACCUGGAACGUGCAUUGUCCAGCGCAGAGUGAAUCAAGUUCGGUACGAUGUGGUAUUAGAAGCGACGGGCGAAAUGGCUCGAUAUCCCCUUGUUGGGACGUACCAUUCGAUCCAGGAGAUAUCACGCACUGUGCCACAUCUGGUAGCCAACGAUCUCCGUCAUGCAAGUCAUCCCAGCCACAUCACAGAUGUAUCGAACACCCUCCGGCAAACCGGCAUCCUCAAGGUCAGUCUGCAAUUUGGGGAUGAUUCCAGCCACUAUCUCCAACAGCUCAUGAUUGGUCUCCACAAACACCAUGGCCACGGACUGCCUAUAACCCACAGUGCAACCCGCGGCUGGUUCUGGGACAUUCGACCCAACAGCACGACAUUCCAAACCCCUUCUCAUCAGGCCCGAUCCGAGACAAUGGAGGAGUUCCCUUGGCACACUGACUGUAGCUAUGAAGAAGCCCCACCCCGGUACUUUGCCUUGCAGGUCCUACGGGAAGAUCGAUGUGGAGGUGGUACUCUCUCCGUAAUGAAUGUCGGCAGACUGAGUUCCCUGCUGUCCACGUCAACUUGCACUGCCCUGCUCCGGCCCGAGUAUCGUAUUACUGUCCCACCCGAGUUUGUGAAAUGUGAUACAAAACGCCAUGUUGUGGGCGGUUUGAUGGCUACGGAUGCUGAGGGGCUGCCUAGUAUGGUUCGUUUUCGCGAAGAUAUCGUCACCCCGUUGACUGCGGAGGCGGCGCUGGCUUUGCAGGAGUUGAAGAAUUGCUUGCUGGGACAGAAGGUGGCUUCAUGCUCGGAGUAA
Aspergillus neoniger CBS 115656 is the source of this 1767-nucleotide messenger RNA. RefSeq lists its product as uncharacterized. The transcript is spliced from 5 exons. Lineage: Eukaryota; Fungi; Ascomycota; Eurotiomycetes; Eurotiales; Aspergillaceae. The record is from RefSeq and is a predicted model, not a curated record. The coding region runs from base 1 to 1767 and encodes 588 amino acids.